AGGUAGGAGAAGAGUGAGUGAGUCAACAAGGAAGAAAAUUGUCCCGCGUCUUCAAAGGCAUUCUCUGGAAACUGGGGCUGGCUGGCUCAGGUUACAGGGCAGACAUAAAUAUCAGGUGCCUGCUAAGCCAAGAUUCAUUUGCCUGGAACUUCUGGAGAGGAAGCAACCUGCCAUGAUGCUUCCCCUUCUUUCCAUGUUGUUCCUGCUCACACAGCCCCCCAGUUACCUAGGAGCCGGAAUGACGAGUUACCAGCAGACAACAUUGGCCAACGCCUGCACCCUGGUUGUAUGCAGCCCCACAGAAAAUGGCUUCCCUGGCCAUGAUGGCCAGGAUAGGAGAGAGGGCCCUCGUGGAGAGAAGGGUGAUCCAGGUUUGCCAGGAGUUGUAGGGCCAGCAGGGAUUCCUGGACAAGCUGGCCCAGUUGGGCCCAAAGGAGACAAUGGUUUUCCUGGAGAGCCUGGACCAAAGGGAGAUUCUGGACCAAGUGGACCUCCAGGACCUCCAGGUGUUCCUGGUCCACUAGGAAAAGAUGGUCCCUCUGGAAAUCAGGGAAAUAUAGGGCCUCAAGGCAAACCAGGACCCAAAGGAGAGGCUGGGCCCAAAGGAGAAGUAGGUGCCCCAGGAGUUCAGGGCUCAGCAGGGACAAGAGGCCCCACAGGCCCUAAAGGGGAGAAAGGUACUCCUGGUGAACUUGGAGCCCCCGGAAGUGCUGGGGCAGUAGGGCCUGCUGGAGCUGCAGGUCCACAGGGAGCUCCAGGUUCCAGGGGACCCCCAGGACUGAAGGGUGACAGAGGUGCUCCUGGAGACAAAGGAGCCAAGGGUGAAAGUGGGCUUCCAGACAUCGCUGCUCUGAAGCAGCAGGUGGAGGCCUUGCGGAGGCAGUUACAGACCCUCCAGGCUUCCUUCUCUCACUGUAAGAAAGCCGAGCUCUUCCCCAAUGGCCAAAGUGUUGGGGACAAGAUAUUCAAGACAGUGGGCUCUGAAGCGAAUUUUGAAGGGGCACAGAAAAUGUGUACUCAGGCUGGUGGACAACUACCCUCCCCACGCUCUGCGGCAGAAAAUGCUGCUUUGCAGAAGCUGAUUGAAGCCCAGAACAAGGCUGCUUUCCUGAGCCUGACAGACACCAAGAAGGAGGGCACAUUUGUCUACCCCUCAGGGGAGCUCCUGGUCUAUUCCAACUGGGCCCCUGGGGAGCCCAACAAUCAUGGUGGGUCAGAGAACUGUGUUGAGAUGUUCACCAACGGCAAGUGGAAUGACAAGGAUUGUGGACAGCAUCGCCUCGUGAUCUGCGAGUUCUGAGCCCCUGGGGAUUCAGUGCUUGGUCCAAACCUGUGUGUUGCCAACAUCCUAAUAAAACGGUGACUUCUGCCAGCUGAGAGCAGCCAAAAGAACUAUUUCAGAUGCCUCUCAGAGUAAAAUGCAAAAUACCUUCCCACACUGAAGCCCAGCAGAGAAGGGGCCACCUGCUCUUCCAGUUGCAAGCAAUAAAAGUCACUUUCUGUGAUCCUUGUAACAAAACCCAAUGACUCCUCUCCAGCCCUCCUCCUUCACCAGCUCUCAGCUGCAUCCAGUUCAGCUGGCUUCUCCCUCCUCUUUCAAACUCUCCCUCCUCUGGGCUUUCAGGGACACUGUUGUUGCCUACAUUGAUUCUCAACCUCUGGCUGCUCCUUACCAGCCCCUUGCUCAUUUUCAUUGCUGUCCUUGACCACUUGAUGGGACAGUGCCAAGGCUCAGCUCUGGUUCUUUCUCUUUACACUCACAACAGAAUGAGCAUGCACACACACACACACACACACACACACACACACGGCUUCACAUUCCAUUGACAUGCUGAUGACUUCCACGUGUAGAUCCAUGUUCAGGACUCUCUCUAAACCCCAAACUUCUCUCAUUACAAUCUGGAGCCCCAGAGCUGGAGGCGUCUGUGACUGCUUCUUCCUAAGCCGAGGAAGCUGCACACAGUGCUCCUCCUAAUCCCUCUGCCCAGCAUCUCUGCAGCUCUGUCAAUGGCACAGGAAUGUCAGCUCACAGUUCUAAAGUCACUUCAGGGAACUUAUGAGCAGAGGGUGUCUGGCCUGGCUCAAAUCACCCCAAACCCUCUUUUGCCUGACAGUUCCAGCAAUCUUUCCCACUCUGCCUCACAGAUAAUCUAGCUAAUUCAUCCUCCUCUUUUUCCAAAUAUUGAAACCAAGGCACAGAGAGGGGAAGGGACUUAUGCAGGAACAUACUGAAUGGCAGAGUUGGAGCUGGGUCAUGAACAGGCCUUUUGGACCCCAAAGCUUGUACUUUGGAAGACUCCUGAAUAUUUGGUUCAUUUUAUUGACACAGCAUUUCAAAAAAUUACUUAAAUGACAUCUGUGUUUGAGAAAUGGGAAUGGAACUUGGGUGAACCAUAGGCCUGCAAAAGGGGCUCAAGUACCUUCUCCUGGAACUGGAAACCAUUCUCUCCUUUGUUCCCAAGGACCAAGGGUAUUGCUCUUUCUGGAUUGGGCCUCCAAAUCCCACCCCUCUUCCUAGAAGUACUGAACCCGUAUAUCAUGUCCAGAAAAAAAAAUAAAGUCACACUUCCAGGCCAUAUGCAGCCCAGGAUCUCUGCUAAGAACCUUUUCCUUUUACUGCAAAAGUCUCCAUUUCCUGGCACUUUGAAAUACAGAUCUGUUAUGCAAUAAAGAGCAAACAAUUCCCAGGUAUAGAGGCCACAC
This is a messenger RNA of Heterocephalus glaber (naked mole-rat), 2703 nucleotides long. RefSeq names its product surfactant protein D (gene Sftpd). Gene Ontology annotation, cellular component: multivesicular body. The record is from RefSeq and is a predicted model, not a curated record. Lineage: Eukaryota; Metazoa; Chordata; Mammalia; Rodentia; Bathyergidae.